AUGGUGCAAGCUGCUGGGAGCGGCAGUAUCCUUCUAUUCAUACCUGAUAAGCCAGCACAAUACUCUGCUGCACCGGCAGUCAGUGCCACAAAAUACCGCAACCUAACCCCCAAACACGCUCAUGUAGUUAUAGGUAUGGUCCGUGAAGCUCGGCAGCUACCAUGCUCUCUUUUCAAGGACGAGGACCUUUUCAAUUCUUUCCUUUUCCACCGCCCUCCGCAAAUCAUGUACCGUCUUGAGCUUUUAACGGAUGACGAGAUCCGGCAAGAACCUAUAGACUCAGACCAGCUUUUCACUAUUUCAAAGCCAUUGAAAACAAAAUGA
This is a messenger RNA of Aspergillus chevalieri, 324 nucleotides long. RefSeq lists its product as uncharacterized. Bases 1 to 324 code for a protein of 107 amino acids. The transcript has a single exon. Lineage: Eukaryota; Fungi; Ascomycota; Eurotiomycetes; Eurotiales; Aspergillaceae. The record is from RefSeq and is a predicted model, not a curated record.